UUAGUUGUCUUCACACUGUUAUUGGUCGUCAGUUAUAUAAAAGUCACGUUUAUAAAGUUAUUUCCCUGAUUUGCUAAAAUAGUUGCGUAAUUACAGUGUGAAAUGGCUGCUAGAGACAUGAGCAGAGAAGAUGCGCUGUCGCGACUGGACCACAAACACGCCUGCCACAUCCUUCUGUAUGCAGAUAGCCAAGCUAAACUCUUCGGCAAAAUCCCAGUUAAACAUAUCGUGCUGAUGCAGAUGCGUUUUGAUGGUUUACUUGGUUUCCCAGGAGGGUUAGUUACACCUUCUGAGGAGAGUCUGGAAGCGGGGCUGAGCAGAGAGCUACAGGAGGAGUUGGGGGCAUCAGUGCCAGUGACCAUGGAUGACUAUGUGUCCUCUCACCUUGCUCAGUCUCCUCCCCGCCUCAUCUUGCACUUCUAUAGCAAGAAGAUUAAAGAGGCUGAGCUGCUAGAGAUUGAGAGAGCUGCAGUUUUGAAUGCAGUGGAUCAUGGCUUAGAGGUGUUGGGUCUAACUAGAGUACCCCUCUAUACCUUGAGGAACGGUGGUGGUCUUCCUUGGUUCCUAUCUCACUCAUUCAUCAGCAACUCGCGAGCCCAGCUGCUGGAGGCACUGCGGCGUUUGGAUUUGGUGUCACCUCAGGCUCUGGAGGAAGCUGUGAAAAAGGCAGAGGAGAUGAGACACACAGUCAAAUCUGAUCCGCACUAACAUUAUCUCUGUGAACUUACUGUCAUCAAAAUGAGCAGAACAGCCCUACUGUUCCAGUCUUCCGCUUGGGAAAUGCUGGUCUUUUCUCCCUGGAUCUAUCUUUUGUCUUGAUGUCAGUUUACAUACUAAUGUAACUACUAAAAUGACCAGAAUCUAUCAGGAAUAAUUAGAGCUUAUUAGUCUAUGUACAUCCUUAUAUAAAAUAUCUGAUAUGUAUGCAUAUAAUGUGGGGGAAAAAAACCCCAAAACAUUUAUUUAUUUUUAUUCACACACAAUGGUGUAAAGAAGUAUUUGCCCAUCCUGAUUUCUGUUUUUGUGUAAGAUUAAACAAAGUAAACACAAAAUACAGUUUUUAAAUGAUAAUGUUGUUUAUUGAAGAAAAAAGGUUUUCCAAUACCAACUGGCCCUGUGUGAAAAUAUAUUUGCUCCUGUAGUUACUAAUUGCCAAAAUCUAUGGAAGGUUCAUCUGGAUUAGACACAACCAGGCCUAAUUACUGCAAACCCUGUUCAGUCAAAUCAACAGUUGGUUAAAAUGUCUUAACCAGUAACGCACUAUGCCAAAAAUUGAAAGAAAUUCCAGAAAUGAUGAAAAAGAAGAAGAAGGUGACUGAAAUACAUCAGUCUGGGAAGGGUUACAAAGCUAUUUCAAAGGCUCUGGUACCCCAAAGAUCCACAGCGAGAGUCUUCAUCUCCAAAUGGAAAAACUCUGCACAGUAGUGAACCUUCCCAGAAGUGGCCGACCUUCCAAAAUUCCUCCAAGAGCACAGCAACUACUCAUCCAGGAAGUCACAAAAGAGCCAAGGACAACAUCAAAGGAACUACAGGCCUCUCUUGCAUCAAUAAAGGUCACUGUUCAUGAGUCCACUAUCAGAAAGACACUGGGCAAAAAUGGCAUCCAUGGAACAGUGGUGAGGGGAAACCACUGCUAACCCAGAAGAACAUUAAGGCUCGUCUGAAUUUUGCAAAAACACACCUUGAUGAUCCUCAAACAUUUUGGGAGAAUGUUCUGUAGACUACGGAGUCAAAAGUGGAACUGUUUGGAAGACAGGGUUCCGUUACAUCUGGCGUAAACCAAACACAGAAUUCCUCAAAAAGAACAUCAUGCCUACGGUCAAGCAUGGUGGUGGAAGUGUGAAGUUUUGGGGAUGCUUUGCUGCUUCAGGGCCUGGGCAACACAAAACCAGAAGAUAUCAGGAUGGGGCAAAUACUUUUUCACAGCACUAUAUAUGAUUUGUUAAGCAGUGUGGGCCAUCUGCUGACCUGGGUCUUGAAUGGAAUGAAGUGACCUGCAGUAAAGUCUUCAGUUUGAGAAUUUUGGUUUAUUUUAAGGGAAUAAGCUUUUUGGCUUAUUCCUUAUAAGUGCUCAGAAAUAAAACAGUUGGACUUUUUGACCUUUGGAAUGUUAAUAUAACUGCUUGGAAGUGUGAAUGCAGAAAUAAAUUGAUUCUCAUGUAA
Messenger RNA from Ictalurus punctatus (channel catfish), 2163 nucleotides. Its product is annotated as U8 snoRNA-decapping enzyme. Gene Ontology annotation, biological process: sno(s)RNA catabolic process; mRNA catabolic process. The coding region runs from base 103 to 708 and encodes 201 amino acids. The record is from RefSeq and is a predicted model, not a curated record. Lineage: Eukaryota; Metazoa; Chordata; Actinopteri; Siluriformes; Ictaluridae. Gene Ontology annotation, cellular component: nucleus. The transcript has 4 exons. Gene Ontology annotation, molecular function: phosphodiesterase decapping endonuclease activity; snoRNA binding.